This is a messenger RNA of Lontra canadensis (Northern American river otter), 860 nucleotides long. It is a transcript of the gene CCDC28B, whose product is annotated as coiled-coil domain containing 28B. The record is from RefSeq and is a predicted model, not a curated record. Bases 153 to 755 code for a protein of 200 amino acids. Lineage: Eukaryota; Metazoa; Chordata; Mammalia; Carnivora; Mustelidae. The transcript is spliced from 6 exons.
ACUUUCUCUUUAAAUGCAAAUUACCUCCUGCUAGCUCUACAUCCAUCUGCUCAGUUCCCUAGGAGGAGAUUGCUGAGGGCGGAGGGAACGGCACGGAAACCCCACUCCAGACCCCACACCUCCAGUGGGACCUGAGGUCCAGCCGGGAUCCAAUGGAGGACAAGAAGAAGAAAAGGAGUCCCAAGCCCUGCCUGACCCAGCCAGCCCAGGCCCCUGGCACAUUACGAAGGGUCCCCGUGCCCACCAGCCACAGCGGCUCCUUGGCCCUGGGACUCCCUCAUCUGCCGUCCCCCAAGCAGCGGGCCAAGUUCAAGAGGGUAGGCAAGGAGAAAUGUCGCCCCGUGCUGGCCGGAAGUGGGGGCGGCUCUGCAGGCACGCCCCUGCAGCACUCCUUUCUGACCGAGGUGACCGACGUCUAUGAGAUGGAGGGGGGACUGCUGAACCUGCUCAAUGAUUUUCACUCAGGCCGGCUGCAGGCCUUUGGGAAGGAAUGCUCCUUUGAGCAGCUGGAGCACGUGCGGGAGAUGCAGGAGAAGCUGGCCCGGUUGCACUUCAGCCUGGACGUGUGUGGGGAGGAGGAGGAGGAGGAGGAGGAAGAGGACGGGGUCACUGAGGGGCUGCCUGAGGAGCAGAAGAAGACGAUGGCUGACCGCAACCUGGACCAGCUGCUUAGCAAUCUGGAAGAUCUUAGUAAUUCUAUACAGAAGCUGCACCUGGCCGAGAACGCCGAACCCGAGGAGCAGUCAGCUGUAUAGGUGUCGGACCCAUGCCCAGACUGCUCCUCCCAUCCCCUUCAAACUGUGACUUUUUACGGACUCGAUCGGGUAUUCCACGGCCCCCCCAGGUGCUACGGGGGAGGG